Varroa destructor (honeybee mite) is the source of this 3807-nucleotide messenger RNA. Its product is annotated as nose resistant to fluoxetine protein 6-like. The record is from RefSeq and is a predicted model, not a curated record. Gene Ontology annotation, molecular function: acyltransferase activity, transferring groups other than amino-acyl groups. NCBI's taxonomy places the organism in Eukaryota, Metazoa, Arthropoda, Arachnida, Mesostigmata, Varroidae.
CAGAUCUAUUAUAGAUAGAUUGUUGGUGAUUGAGGCCAAGACCAGGAAGUUCGAUGCGGCAGUGCGUGCAUGAACUUCACAGAUUUCGUGUGUGCAUAACUCGUAGAGUUCAGAUAGAUCGCUCCACGGAUUUGUCAGAUAUACAGCAUACAACAGUUGACCCUCAUCAGUACUCGUCAGUGCUCAAAACGGUGUAGAGAUUAUUCAAUAGCGCUUGUUUCUUCCUGACUGGUGCUCAAUAUGCGGUGGCUUUACCCCACAAUAGUGUGCCUUCUAAUCAGUAUUGGGGUUUCCCAAGAUACCGAGGAUACGGCUCAAGUAACGAGGGAGAUGGAAGACGCUAACACAGAAUUUAAAGAGACGACAACGAUAGAUCCAGGUCCAGAUCCAGCAAACCCAUUCAAAUAUUAUGCCGAAAGGCAGGAAAAGUUCAUCAAAGCUGUGUCGAGUGAUGUAAUGGAGUAUGUCGCCCCGCACUUCAUAAAAAAUCUUCAUGAGUUAAACAUUACCGGAGACUGUACAUACGGACUGCUUAAAUUCUUGUUCGGCCUUAAAAAAUUUAGGCCUUGGUCUAUCCAGAUGUUGGAUUCCUGGGGCAAAGUACCUCACGGUGUUUUAUACGGAGUUUUAUCCUCACUGGGGAACAUGAAUGAGUGUAAAUCGGUCAUCGCCCAAGAGAAGAAAUACAAUGGAAAAGUCGAUACCUUCUUCCGGGGCAAAUAUUGCGCCAUUAAUAUGAAACCGCAUCUAUAUUUUGAAAGACCUGCCAAAUACGACCCGAGGACUUACCUCAGGAACUACACCGACAGGGUCCCGUUGCUAAAGAACCUCUUAGGGAAGGAUAUUAAUGUGGCGUAUUUCUACUUUGCCCAUUUUCGGAUCGGAGCCUGCGUACCCCAUACGUGCACACUCAGCGACAUGAACGUUAUUGUUAGACAGGUGGCCACCGUAAUGGCGUUGGACAUCUCGGUACCAUGGUGUGAAACGAGCGAUCCUAUUCAAAUAUCUUCGACACAAACUGUCGUCCUUUUAAUUCUGGCCGUAAUCUUCAUCCUGUCUGUCGUUGGCACGACGCUUGACGUACUGCCAAAGCUCGUUCAUUCCUUCCGUAGAGCAAAAGGAGAAAAAAUUCCACCUCCCGCUAGGCAAAGUACGAUUGAGAGAAUCUCGGAAUGUUUUUCUAUGUAUAGCAACUUUCGUAAGAUGAUGAACACCGAAACAGAUCAUGCCAGUGACACGUUGCGUUGCAUCCACGGCCUUCGAGUACUAACAAUGGCGUGGAUUAUUCUUGGCCACAUAUACUUCUAUAAGAACUUCAACCUUGGAAGCGGUCUCUUCGAAGCAUUUAAGCUCGCGCGAAGUGUUCCGUUCCAAAUGGUGCUCAACAUGUUUCCGGCUGUCGAAACCUUCGUAACGAUCUCGGGCUUUCUGCUGACGUACAACUAUCUCCGACGAUUGGAUGAUCGCCAGGGCAAGUUCAGUUACUUUAGACAUAUUCUACGACGAUGGUGCAGAUUAAGCCCCGCAUUCAUCGUCGUUUCAUUUAUGAUGAUCGUUCUACCUCUGAUCGGCUCAGGGCCGCUUUGGCGCGAGACCCUUGAGCCCUAUUCAGAAGCGUGCGAGAGACUCUGGUGGACGAAUCCACUCUACAUCGGGGCAUACGUUAAACGCGAGAAUAUGUGUCUCCCACACGGAUGGUACCUCUCAUCCGACUUCCACUAUUUCCUAAUAAUGCCACUCGUCUCGUACGUUCUAUUCAAGCGACCCUUUAUGGGCUUGUUGAUCUUGUUUGCUCUUAUAUUCAUCUCAGUGACAGCUGUUGGUGUUUUGUUGUUUGUCCACGAUCUUCCCCCAAUACCGCUGUUCAUUGACCUGGAGCCGGCACAUUUCAACGAGUACAUGAAUAUUAUCGGCUACAAACCAUUUGCACAUCUCGCCCCGUUUGCGAUUGGAAUGGCUUUGGGCUAUCUGCUGUUCAGGCAAAGAAGGAAGCACAUUAACAAACUGGUGCGUAUCCCCGCGUGGAUCAUUGUGUGGGGAGUUCAAUUGGCAAUCGUGUUCGGAGUACGUAACUGGAACGCUUAUGAUCGACCCUCAAUGGUCAUGGGAAUCCUCUACGGGGCACUGUUUCGUUUUUGGUGGUCACUGUGUGUUGCCUGGACGGUGUACGCCUGCGCGACUGGCAAUGGGGGCCUUGUCAACAGGAUUUUGUCAUUCCGAGCCUGGAUUCCCCUCUCACGGUUGACCUUCCUCGUGUACUUGGUUCACCCGCUUAUUAUUCUUGCACAUACGGCCUAUCUCCGCGAACCGUACUACAUAACUGUGCCCUUCACAGGCUAUCUUUAUCUCGGUCAUUUGUUCACAUCGUACUCGCUAUCACUCGUCCUGACCGUCACACUUGAGUCACCUUUCCUUGCACUCGACCGUCUCAUAACGAAGGCCUACCACGACUGCUGCGACCCGCUCGGUCAUCAUCUGAGUGCUAAGCGUAACGCUGCUAUAGCAACAACCUCCAGUGGCAACUUCAACGGAAGUAGCCGUUUCAAGGGCAAUUCCGUUUACAUCGAGAACCAUAUUGACGCCAUGCUUGCUGCCCCUAAGAAUAACAAUAAGAGCAAUACGAUGCGUGGAGGGAACCGAUCUGAUCGCCGGCCUGAUAAUGGGAAAGUAAACAUGGCGUUUGAUAACGCGAAACUUUAACUACUUUUAAGCAGCGCAAUACUACAUUGUGUGCAUUGUUGCUGGAUGUUUUCGGAACUUGCUUUGCUAAUGUUAUGCAUCAAUGAACAAAUGUCUCUUUUUGAGUACGUAAUUUGAUUUAUACUAUAAAAGGACUAUUUGCUUGUUCUCAUACAAGAUUUGCAAUUUUUUUUUGUAUGUAUAACUAUGGAAAGCUCUACGAAAAUUGCGCAGCUGGAAUUUACCGAGAUUGGGUCGAAAAACCCAAAAACAUCGAAUUUUAGGCGAAGCAUGUUCACCGGCAACAUGUUUCAACUGUAUGUAAAUGAGUGAAUCUUCAAUGUCAAUUUAAUUCAAAUAUUAGAAUCGAAACUUCUGUGUAGUUAUCGAUCUUAAUGGGACACACUACUGCACCUCAGAAAGAGCCUCGCUAUAGACGAUAAAUAAUUAGAUUCAUGGGGUCCUAGGGCGAAGUGUACGUGAUGCACUAGUCGACGUAUAAAACGGGGCGAAAUUAUAGAGGAAACUGCGUAAAGGUGCCAAGAGAUACCGAAAAGCCUUUAUGGUCAAACGCAUGUACCUCAGGUUUAGACAUCUAGGUGAUUUGUAUAUAGCGAUUAAUCAAGUUUCAAACGGUGUCCAUUGAGUGUGAAUGUAGGUUCAACGACCCAAUACGAAUCGUACAAAGUGAGUAUUUAUGCAGAUCAUGGGCUGGUAAUAUCUGUAUCAAUGAAAGUACAACAUUAAGGUUAUAGUACAAAAAGGAUGAUAGAAAGGAAGCACAAGUAAGAGAUAUGUACGAGUAUUGCCAUUGCUCUAAUGUACGAAUGAAUUGUGAACACGACGACAUAUAGAGAGGGACCUGACAAAAAUGCUCAUUGCAGUAUCGAAGUCCUGGUCAUGUUUAUGUAUCGAAGUAUGCUCAAGAAUAAACAGAAAAUCGAUAAGUAAAUAGAGAAGUUCGUAACGAGUCUACUGUUAACAAAAACACUCAGCUGUGUUAAGGUCUAUUGACCUCUACUUUAGAAAAACUUACGAGAUGACAGCAGAGAUCAACAUACUGUUAAUUGAAAAGUCGAACGUUUUUUACACUCGAAGUUCUAAAUAGAUCCACAGAUAUUUGCCUCA